This is a messenger RNA of Racocetra persica, 310 nucleotides long. NCBI's taxonomy places the organism in Eukaryota, Fungi, Glomeromycota, Glomeromycetes, Diversisporales, Gigasporaceae. The record is from the annotation of a GenBank genome assembly.
GAACAUGUGGAAGUAUUGUUGAGUAUAACACUUGUGGAAAUAGUAGACUACCUGGUUCAUUAAUUGAUAAAAUUGAUUUUAUUGAUGGAGGAUUUAUUCCUCUCGAUAAAAGAUUUUAUGUAUAUAAUUUGUUACAACAAGAGAAAAAUUCAACUUAUCAACUUUCAAAUCAAAUAACUUUAACAAAAUUAGUGUCACCCUUUAAGAUUGAUCUUUAUCUUGUUAGAGUAUGUGAUCUUGAAAUAGCAAAAAAAAACAAUUUAACAAUAGAAGAUGUUUUAAAACAACCUAAAGAUAUAAAAAAUCAUCA